GAGGGAGAGAGAGAGGGAGGAUGCUGCCAGCGGAAAAUGGCUGCUGCAACCUCAAGCCUAUCCUAAUACACCGAAACGACAUCAAGGUGGAGAGAGAGAGUGCGAGAGGAAGAGAGAGGGGAGGAAGAGAGAGGAAGAUUAGGAAAAUGAGAGCAGAUAGAGAGAGAGAGGAUGUGAGCGAGCCUGAGAGUGUUUCCUGAAAGGAGGAUAAAAAAAGAGAGAGAGAGGAGAGACCCUGGGGUGGGCUGCUGCAAGCGGCGGGCAACACCGAGCCAUGGAGGGCGAUGUGCGUGUUCGUGCAGUGGUGAUGACACGUGAUGACUCCAGUGGCGGUUGGGUGCCCCUUGGAGGUGGCGGCCUCAGUCAUGUGGUCAUAUGUAAAGGGCGGAGUCAAGACGGCAGGGGGCGGAGAGAAUACAUCAUACGUGGAGAGCGGCUGCGAGAUCGAGCACCGGUGUUGGAGUGUGCAGUGCAAAGGGGGUUAGUGUACAACAAGGUGAACCCCAUCUUCCAUCACUGGCGAGUAGAAGAUCGAAAGUUUGGCCUUACGUUCCAGAGUCCUGCCGACGCCAUCUCCUUCGAGAAAGGGCUCCAGACUGUCAUAGACAAGCUGGACAGAGGCUCUGACUCGCCCUCGUCCUCCACACCAGAAGAGGCCGACACCGAGGAUGAUGGACAAGCUUCUCAUACAGGAAGUGAGUCGUCGUCCAACAGCAGAAAGGAGAUGCUUCCCAAACCCCUCACCAUAGUGACGAGCGAGUCGUCGUCUACCUGCUUCGUUCUGUCGGAAGAGUUUAGUUUUGGAUCCAGCCAUGCAGUCACCACUCAGACGCCUGCUCAGAUCCACACCAGGCCGGGACAGCUCUCACAAAUGACGACUGUGUUGAAUCCCGCCAUCGCCAUCCGGCCCCCGCCUCCUGCUCCGCCUACUCCUCCUAUGGGUCCCACGGCCUCAUCUCCUCUGUCCCCCCUCUCACCCACCAUCUCUCUGCUGGAGGAGGGAGACCUGCACAGUGUGGACCCUUGCAAAGACCUGUGGGGUUCUCGAGGUUACGAGGACUACCGGCGGGCGGGGGCCACUAGGACUAUGGUCGGGGGGCUGACCGGGGGUGUGGUUGUCGGUGGAGGAGUGAGUGUCCAGGACAAGUCGGAGCUGUGCGUUGUUCGCUUUGAGAAGGAUCUGGCAGGGGUGGGGACGGCGGGCUGCGACGUGACGGUGCCUCUGGACAGUAAAGCUGCUCAGAGGCUGUCCUCGUCGUCGCCCACCUGCAUGUCCAUGCCCAACGCCGUGUCAGGCGUGUCCUCACCCGCCGGGUCCCCCCAGGAGACCUGCAAAGGCUCGCCCUCCCCCUGCUGCAUCCACACCUCACUUGGCACGCCCCGGUCGCGGACACGUAAGAGAGGAGGAGGAGGAGGAGGGGCCAGUGGUGGUGGUGACCCAGGGGUGAUCUCCCCUGACGACGACAGCCCGUGUCCUCAGGGUUCAUCUUCAUGCUCAUCACGUUGUGUGUACUGCCGCUCUGUUUUCAGCACUUCGGAGAACGGGCGGGGCCGCUGCAGAGACGCCCCGGACCCCGCCCUGCACUGCCUGCGCCAGUGGACCUGUGUGUGGUGCGCAGAGAGUCUGCUCUACCACUGCAUGUCGGACUCUGAGGGGGAGUUCUGGGAGCCUUGCUCGUGUGAAGACUCGCUGGGGGGCCACCCACACCCCCUGUGCUGUGCCCGCUGGUUGGCCCUCGUGGCCCUGUCCCUCUUCGUGCCCUGCAUGUGCUGCUACCUGCCUUUGCACGCCUGCCUGCGGUGUGGGGAGAGGUGUGGCUGCUGUGGGGGAAAGCACAAGGCGGUCCGAUGA
Messenger RNA from Trematomus bernacchii (emerald rockcod), 1852 nucleotides. It is a transcript of the gene spred3, whose product is annotated as sprouty related EVH1 domain containing 3. Lineage: Eukaryota; Metazoa; Chordata; Actinopteri; Perciformes; Nototheniidae. The coding region runs from base 275 to 1852 and encodes 525 amino acids. Gene Ontology annotation, cellular component: membrane. Gene Ontology annotation, biological process: multicellular organism development; negative regulation of MAPK cascade. The record is from RefSeq and is a predicted model, not a curated record. The transcript has 6 exons. Gene Ontology annotation, molecular function: protein kinase binding.